GAUUCUCGAGGCGUCUCAUGCACGUACCAGCUGGAAGUGAAUGCCUGUCCCUUAGAUGACCGCGACGUUCGAGAUCCCAGGGGUGCAGAAACAGGACAUGCAUGUCAGCUUUCGGUCUAGACAUAUCAUCGUCACCUGGAGAAUGAGGAAUGUCAGAGAGAGCAUGGAAGACGGCGUCCUUGUGCGCGACAGACAAGAAAUAAAGCACACACAAUUCAUCCCCUUGCCAGAAGGGACCAAAUUCGAGGAUGUCAGCGCCUCUCAGGAUGGCCGACGGCUCGUCUUGACGUAUCCCAAUUCGCGCUAUCUACCUGUGUCUCCCCGUUCUCCUCGAACUGCGCUUUCGGGGCGACAGAAUUCCACACAUGCUCACCGAUUGAAGUAGAACUUGAACAGGAGUCAUAGGAGAAGAGUAGGACUCGGAGGACGGGAUGCCGGGGUGCAUGUAUGAGUAAGACGCACG
This is a messenger RNA of Fomitopsis serialis, 463 nucleotides long. RefSeq lists its product as uncharacterized. The transcript is spliced from 3 exons. Bases 56 to 385 code for a protein of 109 amino acids. The record is from RefSeq and is a predicted model, not a curated record. NCBI's taxonomy places the organism in Eukaryota, Fungi, Basidiomycota, Agaricomycetes, Polyporales, Fomitopsidaceae.